AUGGCUGCAGCAGGUAACAUCGCAAUCCUGAAACCCCUCCCCAGCGGGCCAUCUGCUCCUCAAAGCCAUGAGCCCACUCGACAUCUCGACAUCCGUGGCAUUCGCCGCUCUCCACGGCGCCCUCUGCACACCAGACGCCAGUUCCUGGGUCGAGCCCGCCACGCGUUGCCGCCAUGUAUUGAACAAAGGCAGGCGGUGCAAAAGCCCUGCUACGGAAAGCAGAACAAAAUCGACGAUGCGAUCGCCGAGCUGGCCAAGUUGAGUCGGGUGGACUACACCCACAGAUUUUACGGCCCGGUCGCGAGACUUAUCGAGCUCCUUCAUUGCCACCUACAUUACCGCGGCGCACUCAAGCACUUGGAAACGUGGUGGGAUAAUAAGUUGGGAGAGGCUCGGGAGGCGGAAACUUCAAACAUGCUAGCAAGCCAGGCGCUUAGCCAAACAUACUCUUCCGGCACUCUACUGAUAUCGCCAGACAGCCCUUCUGAUCCGGAAGACAUGGGCUACGUGGAUGACGGUAUCCUCGACUACGAUGCGAAGAGCAAUAGCUUUGGUGGGCUGGAGAAUUAUAACCAAGAUGGCGAGCUGUUAGAACUUCCCAUAGCACGGCUCUCGACACCAACACCCAUGACGCCUCGACAGCUCCAGUAUCGUGUCAAGUUUGUGAGGUGCAAGGGAUGCGGGAAACGCCCCAAAGAGCAUCAGGAGUGGUUCUACGUUGACUGCCAACAAUUGGUCUCCAGGGUCAAGGCUUGGGAAGAAUUUGUCCAGUCAGGGAUAUAUGCAAAAGGCGAAAUCAGCCAGUUCGGAAUUAAACUUCUUCACGACGUUACCGAUGUUGGCAGGAUGUUGGAGCGUGCCGACCAACUUCCUGCCGCGGUUGCCCCACACCCUCCGCUCUCACUCGCUGCCAUCUCUCAGCAAAAUACCAUCAUGGUAGGAACGUUAGCAGUGGUACGCAGGCCAAGGGAAGACAGCCGCCGAGUCCAUGGCCCCAAGGUUCCUGGCGAACGUGGUGCCGGCGCAGCUACGAACCAGCCGAAGACCAAGGCCACUCUCGUCAGGAGGUCCAUCGACAUCAUCGAGACAAGAUCCGGUAGGCUUGUGACUGAUCAAAUUGCUUUGAUCUCCAAGGAUGAGAACAAAACGUCCGUCAUCAUCAGCGAGGAGCGGACGCUGGGGAGACGGGAUACCCUCCCCAGGGAUUUCAUCACCUCUGGCGCCACGCCUGCUCUGGCGAGGAAAGAUGGCAAUACAAAACUGAAGACGGCGCUAAAGGCCGUUGUGAAUUCGGUGAAGGGUAAAAGGGCGGCACUAUCUAAUGAGCCUGCGGAGGAGUCAAGCGCUGAUGAUAUUUCCAUCACUCUACGAGGUCGUGCCUUGGCCGAAGAAACGACCAUCAGGAUUUCGCCUAAACGACUCCUGCACGCAAUCCUGCGGGCGAACGAGGAAGAAAGAUGA
Parascedosporium putredinis is the source of this 1461-nucleotide messenger RNA. The record is from the annotation of a GenBank genome assembly. NCBI's taxonomy places the organism in Eukaryota, Fungi, Ascomycota, Sordariomycetes, Microascales, Microascaceae.